Molecule: messenger RNA, 4331 nt
Organism: Xenopus laevis (African clawed frog)
Lineage: Eukaryota; Metazoa; Chordata; Amphibia; Anura; Pipidae
Gene: sorcs2.S
Product: sortilin-related VPS10 domain containing receptor 2 S homeolog
Exons: 27
Coding region: 166-3705 (1179 amino acids)
Source: RefSeq, a predicted model, not a curated record
UCCUUUUAAUGAAUUUCAUAUAUAUUUCCAACAUGAAUGCUGAGUAUUUUAACGCUGACCUCUCCUUGUUGGCUGCUGGUGGUAAAAAGUCUUCUUUUCUGCUAUUGGGAUUUCUCUGCUGAUAAGAAUUGGUGGGGCUGCGCUGUUACUCUGUGUCGCCAGUAGAUGGCGCUCAUCCCCUUGUCAAUGACAAAGUCUACCGUCAAAAUCUCAGUUUUAUCCAAUGUAAAGAGAAAAAAAUCCCCUUGCUUUGUUUGCAAUCCCUCCCCUAGUAUCUAUCUAUGUGCCAUACACAUCCCUUGCCUGUCAGUGGCACAUGAGAAGGAGAUCAUGGCACUGAGGGGGACACUUCUUCCUCCUCCAGGGAGCAAAGACCUACUGGUUGGCAGUUGCCUGUCCCUACUACUGCUGCUGGUGCUUCUUGCUCAGGGCACGGGGCAGCUCAGGCUGAGCAGGAGGAGGUCACUGGAUGUAGCAGGGAGCAGAGCUGCUGAUGGGGAGGAUCAUGGAUCUACAGAGGAGGCUUAUGCUUCAGCAGGACGUACCAGGAGGGCAACCAGCAGGGGGCACGUUUCGCUGCUCAGCACCUCAUUUGUGCUCAAGGGGGACGCGUCUCAUAACCAGGCGAUGGUGCAUUGGACCGGGGAGAACAGCAGUGUGAUACUGAUACUGACCAAAUACUACCAUGCGGAUAUGGGGAAGGUCCUGGAGAGUUCUUUAUGGAGAUCAUCUGAUUAUGGAACUACAUAUACAAAAUUAAACCUACAGCCCGGGGUCACUUCAGUGAUAGACAACUUCUACAUCUGUCCAACGAACAAGAAAAAGAUUAUUCUUGUCAGCUCUUCAGUCUCAGAACAAUGCCUCUUCACUAGCAGCGAUGAAGGAGCGACCUUUCAAAAGCACCAAAUUGCUUUCUUUAUAGAGACCCUGAUAUUUCAUCCCAAAGAAGAGGACAAGAUACUUGCCUAUAGCAAAGAUGCCAAGCUCUACACCUCCAUAAACCUUGGAAAGAACUGGGACCUCCUCAAAGAACGUGCCUCUAAAGAUCACAUAUUUUGGUCUGUUGCAGGAGUUGAUACCGACCCUGAUGUGGUUCAUAUGGAAGUUCAAGACCUUGAUGGAGGUACACCAGGUUAUCGGUACGUGACGUGCCCCAUUCACAAUUGUUCUAACAACACAUUUGCAUUUCAAUUCACUGGAAUCAUUGAUCGGGAUUCUCUCACUGUACAGGACGAUUACAUCUUCCUCAAGACAACAGCAGGAAACAGGAGUAAAUAUUACGUAUCAUAUCGACGGAAUGAAUUUGUACAGAUGAGACUUCCAAAAUAUGCAUUGCCAAAGGACUUACAGAUAAUCAGCACAGAUGAAAACCAGGUGUUUAUUGCUGUUCAAGAAUGGUAUCAGACGGACACCUACAACCUGUACCAGUCUGAUCCGCAGGGAGUUUAUUAUUCACUUGUUCUGGAAAAUGUGAGGAGCACCAAGCAACCAGAAGAGAGUGUGGUCAUCGAUAUACUUGAGGUGCGAGGCAUUAAGGGUGUCUUUCUGGCCAAUCAAAAAAUUGAAGGAAAGGUGACAACACUUAUUACCUACAAUAAGGGUCGAGACUGGAGCUACCUCAAUCCCCCAAGUACAGACAUGAUCGGCAAACCAACCAACUGCAAACCUCCUGAGUGUCACCUUCACCUGCAUCUCCGCUGGGCAGACAAUCCGUAUGUAUCCGGAACAGUCCAUACCAAGGACACGGCUCCAGGCCUGAUUAUGGGAGCAGGCAAUCUGGGCUCGCAGUUGGUGGAGUAUAAGGAAGAAAUGUACAUAACGUCGGACUGUGGAAAUACAUGGAGACAAGUCUUUGAAGAGGAACAUCACAUCUUGUAUUUAGACCAUGGCGGCGUUAUUGUGGCCAUCAAGGACACUUCGAUUCCCCUAAAGAUACUCAAAUUCAGCAUUGAUGAAGGCCACACGUGGAGCAUACAUAACUUCACCAGCACUUCAGUGUUCGUAGAUGGUCUUCUCAGUGAACCAGGAGAUGAGACGUUGGUCAUGACGGUAUUUGGGCACAUCAGUUACCGCUCAGACUGGGAACUGGUGAAAGUAGAUUUCAGACCAUCAUUUACUAAAGAAUGUACUGAAGAAGACUAUGAACCUUGGAACCUUUCCGCCCCACAGGGGGACCAAUGCAUUAUGGGCCAACAACGGAGUUUUCGGAGGAGAAAACUAUCCUCGUGGUGCAUUAAAGGGAGAAGCUUCACAUCUGCACUUACAUCUAAAAUCUGCCAGUGUGAGGACUCUGACUUUGUCUGUGAUUACGGAUAUGAACAAGAGACACUUCAGAGAUCCCAAUCCAACAAAUGUUUCGCUGAUUUCUGGUUUAACCCAGAGUCUCCACCUGAUGAUUGUGCUACAGGUCAAACCUAUACAAGUACCACUGGGUAUAGAAAGCUUGUAUCCAAUGUAUGUGAAGGUGGCGUUGACCUUCAAGAAAAUUUAGUUCGGUAUCCCUGUCCUCUGCUUGCUCCAAAGGGUCUGCGCAUCACUAUUAAGGGAGACUCCAUCGCGGUGAAGCCUGGAGAGGAGAUUACAUUUAUUAUUCAACAGGAUCAGGGGGAUAUGCUGAAUACCAAGUACCAAGUGGACCUCGGGGGUGGAGUCAAAGUCAAUCUCUCACUGACAAAUGAGCCCAUACAGCAUCGCUAUGAACGUCCUGGGAUCUACAGGGUAUCUGCUCAUGCAGAGAAUAUCGCCGGGCAGGACGAGGCCGUGAUCUACGUGCAGGUUAACCCUCCUCUUCAGGCUCUGCACCUUGAAAUGGUGCCAGUGGUUGGCAAGAACAAAGAAGUGAAUCUGACGGCUGUGAUGCAGCCAAGGAAUGCAAACCUGACGGUGUUUUACUGGUGGAUUGGAAACAACUUGCAGCCUAUCCUUACACUGGACAAUUACCUUGUGACCAGGUUUGCAGAGGCUGGAGAGUUCCGAGUCACGGUGCAAGUCUCCUGUUGGAAUUCUAUGUUGCAAGAUUCAAAAACCGUCAGAGUCUUUGGUGAAUACCAGAUCCUAUCACUGAUGUUCAGCAAACACCUGGAUAUGUAUAACCCCAACAUCCCAGAGUGGAGAGAAGAUAUAGGACAAAUUGUAACAAGAUUAAUAGCGAAGGAAACCAAUAUCCCGGAGCAAACAAUAGUGACGGUGGUAAAACCAGGACUUCCGACCACUGCAGAGUUGUACCUGCUUCCGGCUACCAAUGUAGAGAAAAGAAAGAGGAAUGAGCCAAAUGAAAAGAGAAUAGCGGUGAUAAAGCAAGCCCUCAAUGCGCACAACAUUAGUUUCUUCCUGAGGGGCGGAAAUUGGGUCUUGGUGACACUAAGCAAUUCGGAGUCAGAUUCCCAGAGGAUUGGGGGAGCCGGAGGAUAUUGGGCCAUAUUCAUUAUCUUUGUCAUCUGCCUUGGACCGGUUGGAGCCUUUAUCCUUUAUAAAUUCAAAAGGAAAAUGCCGGGGAGGAAUGUUUAUGCUCAGAUGCAUAAUGAAAAAGAGCAGGAAAUGACAAGUCCAGUGAAUCACAGCGAGGACACCCAGAACAUUAUCCAGGGAGAGGAGUUUAUUGAUGAUGACAUGGACACGCAAACUCUAGGACAUGGGAGAGGUAAUCACUCAGGCGUGGUUUUAAGUAUUAAUUCCAGAGAGAUGCACAAUUACCUGGUUAGCUGAUGUUCACAGCUAAAUUCAAAUCUUACAGACUUUUUUUCUGUAUUGUCUUAUAUCUGCGUGGGAAAUCAAGAGAGUAAGAAUGGACUGAAACAGUAAGGGAAGUUCAUUCUAACUGCUCCAGAGACGAAUACAUGUUUGUUGCUAUGGAAGACCAACUGGACGCCCAAUUGUUUUAAGGACACAAUUUCAUAAAAAAAAGAAACAGACUAUUGCUACAAGUCAUAUUCAAGUGGUAGCAAAUUUGUAACCCAAGGCACAUUUUCUGUCUUGUAUUCAUACUCUCUGUACUCCAUGUAAUGCAUAUACAGUAAGUCUUGUUCAUCUAGAGAAGUUUUUUAUUGAGUUUACAUUUCUUUAGAAUAAUGAAAUGCCCGAUCAGUUUGAUGUUUCUAAAUCUGAAGUUGAUAUUGUUCUACAGGGUGUUUCCAUCUUCCCAGUAUGAACAUAAUGAUAUCAUACAUUGGCAAUACCACUCCAUAUAUUGAACCAUUAUUAAGCUAUUUCCAACGAAGAGUUCAUUUUCUUAAAUGUUGAUUCACUUUGAUUUAAAUGAGUGGUCCCCAACCAGUAGCUCAUGAGCAACAUGUUGCUCUCCGACCCCUUGGAUGUUGCUCUCAGUGGCCUCA